This is a messenger RNA of Pochonia chlamydosporia 170, 546 nucleotides long. RefSeq lists its product as hypothetical. The record is from RefSeq and is a predicted model, not a curated record. NCBI's taxonomy places the organism in Eukaryota, Fungi, Ascomycota, Sordariomycetes, Hypocreales, Clavicipitaceae. The transcript is spliced from 2 exons. The coding region runs from base 1 to 546 and encodes 181 amino acids.
AUGGGAGUGGGGAAGCACCACUGGAGUGACCAGGACCAGACACCCGGACCACAGUUGACAGUUGACGAGCACAACGUCAAGCCGUUCCUGGCACAGUCACAGUCACCGUCACAGCCCGGUGCACGGAUUCCAUUCACGCUUUACCAUCUACUACUCCGUAUGCGUGCGACGGAGCCGGUUAAACUAUUGACGAUUGUGAUUAUUAAGGUACAGUGCGGAGUACCUCACUGUGCAUUAUUACUUUCCCACGACUUUGGCUUCAUUUCCUGCUCCAUCACGACAUACGAUAUGAUUAUGGAUCAAACUCCAACUGUGGGGAAUCGUGGCAUCCGUCCCCAUACAUACUCGGUACAUGUGAAGUUGACGCAGCGGCACAGACAUGACAAUGGCACCUCGACUCAUCAAUUCAGAAAGCCAGAACAAGCCCUGACAUUCGGGCGUCCAAGUCAUUUCAUCACGACAGUUCAUCAGUCUCGACUGUACCGUACGGCAUUGUUCUGGACUCAACUGUCUAUUCAGUACUCCGUACUUCGUACUAUGGCAUAA